AUGAGAGCAAGUGUAUUCUUAGUUGUGGAGUUGUUUAUAGUAGUCUUUGCACUGUCCAUUCUCUACACGGUCCUGCCGGCACACAAAGAGCCAUUUUUCAGACCAGCAGAUGUGAUGGAGAGUAAGGUGAAUAACGAGCUUUUUCGAGCACCCUACAACGAAGUUUAUCCACCACCGCGAUCUUUCGAAGAGCCUGACUUUGGGCUGCUUACGAGCUCACCGCCGAGCCACUACCCUUGUAGCUCAGACAAUGCACCGCGGCUAUUCAUCGGCAUCUUCAGUACGCCAGACCCAUCAGCUACAGCGCGCCGUGCGCUAAUCCGCUCGCUCCUUUCGCAGACUUUCGAAGCAGUCGGUAAUGCUGUGCUUGAGUACAAGUUCGUAGUGGGCACGAGUGAGCAUGAUAGUCAAAACAACGCACUCGCACAGGAGCAUUCGGUGCAUAAAGACAUCCUUACCUUACCCACAAGCGAGAACAUGAACAGCGGCAAAUCGUACGCCUACUUCCGAGCGCUACUCGAGAUGCACAAGCGCGACCCAGCCUUCACGCCGCAGUUUGUGGCGAAAUGUGACGAUGAUACCCUGCUAGUUGUGCCUGCAGUCCUCAACUCACUGAGUGGGCUACAGUGCGAUCAGAAUGUCUACUGGGGGACUUCGGCAGGACGCAGCAAUCACUUCCCGGAGUACUUUCGCGGUCUCGCUUAUAUACUCUCUUGGCCUCUCGUAGGAUGGAUCGGGGGGAGCGAUGUUGGAACGCUGCACCAGCACGGCAUCGAAGAUGCUAGGACAGGCCAGUGGAUGCAGAUGCUACCAUAUCUCUCACCCAGUGAAAGCGUCAGGCGUGUAGAUAAUAAGUGGAACAUGGGAGAUUGGAACCAGCUGAGCAUCACGCAGGAUACGCUGGCUUUGCAUUGGCUUAAAAUGGACGACUGGUAUCGCACUCAGGCGGCUCUCAUCGACGAGGCGUGGGACCUCACCAACGGUGCGUGGGUCUGGCGGGGGUUGCCGUCUCAAGAGGAGGAGAACCGGCGCAAGGAGAUGCACAGAGUGGCUGUCGUGGAGAAGGCAAUGGUGCGAGAGGCGUCCGAGAAGAGCGGGGUCUUGUUCGAUGAUGCUGAAUAUAACCGGUUACAUCCGGAAGGGUUCACUGUGUUUUAG
Wallemia ichthyophaga EXF-994 is the source of this 1158-nucleotide messenger RNA. Its product is annotated as Beta-1,3-galactosyltransferase pvg3. The coding region runs from base 1 to 1158 and encodes 385 amino acids. Gene Ontology annotation, molecular function: hexosyltransferase activity. NCBI's taxonomy places the organism in Eukaryota, Fungi, Basidiomycota, Wallemiomycetes, Wallemiales, Wallemiaceae. Gene Ontology annotation, cellular component: membrane. The transcript has 2 exons. The record is from RefSeq and is a predicted model, not a curated record.